AUGGGUCGAGGAAAGUCAACAAUAGAACUGAUAAAGAAAGAGAAGUGUCGCUUGGUGACUUAUCAGAAAAGGAAGAAGGGAUUGGAGAAGAAGGUUCAAGAGUUUGUUACUCUCUGUGGAGUUCCUAUGUGCAUGAUAAUAUACCGGCCGAAGAUGAACAAUCGCCCUGCAGAGAUGGAAACUUUUCCAAAGAAACGAGUGGAUUUUCUCAAAGUUUUCGAUUCGUUUAGAGAGAAAGCAGUUUUAUCCGAUCGUGGUGUAAAAACUCUAAACUUGUUUGAUUUCUUAACGAAUCGGAGGAGAAAACUUGAACAAAAAAUUGAGAAAAUUCAGAAGGAUAAUUUGGAAAAGAAGUUCCCAUGUGGCUGGAGUGAUCUUCUAGAGAAUUGUUCCGACGAUCAGCUAAGUCUUCUUCUAGCUAAACUUGACACUAUUCUUGAAGUCGCUAGAAGAAAAAUUGCAGUUUUAAAGGAAGAAAAAACUCGAAUAGACGCCUGCAACAAUGCUCAGAUUUUGUUUCAGAAGAAUAAUAAAAUCGAAGGAGUGGAAAUCAUUAAUAACAGGCAAAUUAAUCCCCCAUAUUAUCCUUCUAAUCAGGCUCUCUCAGUGCGACCGUUGGAUCUUAAUCCUGUCGAUAGUCCCCUGAAUUUGAUGAUGAUGAACGGCGGUGAUUUAUCUCAACUACAAAAUAAUACCUACCCUCAAGUAGUGAAACCAAUGUACUCUGAUCCAAUGGAUGCAUUGCUGGUAGAAAAUCCUAGACCUUUGAAUUUCUUUUAUUCAGGUUUGCGGCCAUGGCCACCCUAUGAGCAAUUUCCUGUUGUUCAAAAUUACUCUUCUCAAAUGCAAGAUCAGCUUGACUCUCAGUUCAAUCCUGAGUUCCAUUUUGACAUGAAUCAGUUUGGAGCCCAUAGCAGGAGAAGAAUGCUGUAG
This is a messenger RNA of Mangifera indica (mango), 933 nucleotides long. Its product is annotated as floral homeotic protein PMADS 2-like. The transcript has a single exon. Bases 1 to 933 code for a protein of 310 amino acids. Lineage: Eukaryota; Viridiplantae; Streptophyta; Magnoliopsida; Sapindales; Anacardiaceae. Gene Ontology annotation, biological process: regulation of transcription by RNA polymerase II. Gene Ontology annotation, molecular function: DNA-binding transcription factor activity, RNA polymerase II-specific; protein dimerization activity; RNA polymerase II cis-regulatory region sequence-specific DNA binding. The record is from RefSeq and is a predicted model, not a curated record.